Molecule: messenger RNA, 1642 nt
Organism: Coprinopsis cinerea okayama7#130
Lineage: Eukaryota; Fungi; Basidiomycota; Agaricomycetes; Agaricales; Psathyrellaceae
Product: septin AspB
Exons: 8
Coding region: 1-1326 (441 amino acids)
Biological process (GO): cytoskeleton-dependent cytokinesis
Cellular component (GO): microtubule cytoskeleton; cytosol; cell division site
Molecular function (GO): GTP binding; GTPase activity; molecular adaptor activity
Source: RefSeq, a predicted model, not a curated record
AUGGCAGAGUCUUUCACGUCCCGUUCCACAGACGCCUCAGGAAACGGUUAUGCCAAUGCUUCAAAUCCGUCUCUAGUGCCAACAACGCAAUCCCAGCCCUCAAACAUUAUCCGCAAAAAGCUCAUGGGCUAUGUCGGCUUUGCCAACCUCCCCAACCAGGUCCAUAGGAAGAGCGUCAGGAAGGGUUUCCAGUUCACUUGCAUGGUCGUCGGUGAAUCCGGCCUCGGCAAGUCUACCCUUGUGAACACGCUCUUUAACACCACCCUCUAUCCGCCCAAGGAGCCCCUCCCGCCCUCAGCGGAGCGGCCCAAGACCGUUGCCAUUGAGAGCAUUGGCGCUGACAUCGAGGAGAACGGCGUCAGACUCCAUUUGACCGUCGUCGACACCCCCGGCUUUGGUGACUUUGUUAACAAUGAUGACAGCUGGAAGCCCAUCGUGGAGAACAUCGAGUCCCGCUUCGAUUCCUACCUCGAGCAAGAGAACCGUGUCAACCGGGCCAAGAUUGUUGACAACCGUGUCCAUGCCUGCCUCUACUUUAUCCAACCCACCGGUCACUCGUUGAAGCAGAUCGAUAUCGAGUUUAUGCGCAGAUUGCACACCAAAGUCAACCUUAUUCCCGUCAUCGCCAAGGCAGACACCUUGACUGACGAAGAAGUCGCAGAGUUCAAGCAGAGAAUUCUCGCGGAUAUUGCCCACCACAACAUUCACAUCUUCCAAGCCCCUACCUACGAGAACGAAGAUGAAGAGACCCUUGCAGAGGCUGAGGAGAUCGCCAGCAAGAUUCCAUUCGCCGUUGUUGGUUCGAAUCAGAUUGUCACUACUCCUGACGGUCGUGAAGUCCGUGGACGUGUGUACCCCUGGGGUGUUGUUGAGGUCGACAACGAGGACCACUGUGAUUUCGUCAAGCUCCGCCAGAUGCUUGUCCGAACUUACAUGGAGGAACUCCGAGAGUACACCAACGAUGUACUCUACGAGAACUGGCGAACAGAGAAGCUCUUGAGCAUGGGUGUGGCUCAGGACUCGUCGGUCUUCAAGGAGAUCAACCCUGCUGCUCGUCUCCAGGAAGAGCGCAUCCUGCACGAAGCCAAACUUGCCAAGAUGGAGGCCGAGAUGAAGAUGGUGUUCCAGCAAAAGGUGCAAGAAAAGGAGUCCAAGCUCAAGCAAUCCGAAGAGGAGCUGUAUGCUCGUCACAAGGAGAUGAAGGAUGCAUUGGAGAAGCAGCGCGCCGAGCUCGAGGACAAGAAGAGGAGGCUCGAGACUGGACGACCCCUGACACCAGAGAAGUCCUCUGCUACUGGCCGAAAGAAGGGUUUCCUUCGUACGUGAUGACCUUAAUUGAGCAGCACUCUUGGCGCUCGUCCCUGGCGACCCUGGCUAUGUUGAUACCUCCCCGUUUUCUUUUUUUACUCUACCUGCCUAGUCUUUUUGUACACCAUCCCGUAAAUUACUCGCCGUUCUUUUUAUCUUGGUUCGAUCAUGAUUGCCCUCCACACACUCCCUUGCCUCGAUUUCUUUUCGGAUAAUUGUGCUCUGGCUCCCCUCGUUUUAGUAUGCGACUACUUCUUUCUAUACGGAACCUCGCCAUCCUUAUAGUCUUAUCCAGCGGACCUCUACUUUUUUACGACAAUAUACCAUCGGUUCU